Paraphaeosphaeria sporulosa is the source of this 2435-nucleotide messenger RNA. RefSeq names its product ATP-sulfurylase. Bases 467 to 2188 code for a protein of 573 amino acids. The record is from RefSeq and is a predicted model, not a curated record. Gene Ontology annotation, molecular function: sulfate adenylyltransferase (ATP) activity; ATP binding; adenylylsulfate kinase activity. The transcript has 6 exons. Gene Ontology annotation, biological process: sulfur amino acid metabolic process. Gene Ontology annotation, cellular component: cytoplasm. Lineage: Eukaryota; Fungi; Ascomycota; Dothideomycetes; Pleosporales; Didymosphaeriaceae.
GAGCCAAGAACGGGGAAGAAACCCAGCCCAGUCUCCCCACGCAUCAGACAAAAGAACGCAAAUCUCGUGCAAUUGCGCAAUCGACCUAAGCCAUAGCCGACCCAAAAGUCGCACCGAUUGUAGCUAGUCCAGCACGCCCGCCGACGGGAGAGUGCCGUGGAGAAAGCACGCCCGCCAUAGGCCAUGCAGUAUAUACUGCCGUCAUUUGCGGACCACCCUCCACAGCAGAAAUUUCGGGGCCCUGCAUUCCACUUAUUUAUAAACAAGUCUCCUUUCGUGUACACACUGAACCCUUGAACUUCCAGUCGCUCUGUGAAACUGCAACUACAUCCACGAGCCGGUGCCGCCCACGACAGCUCCAAACGAAAGAGCCGAUUGCGCAAUUGUCCCCGCGACUGCCAUUGUUCACACCCGUCGCUAUACAUCGCGGGAUCUACCUCUCACAACCUCACAUCACUCUUUCAGCAUGGCUAACGCACCCCAUGGCGGCGUCCUCAAGGACUUGAUCGCGCGCGAUGCGCCGCGGCGCGAGGAGCUCUCCGCGGAGGCAGAGAAGCUGCAGGCUAUUGUCCUCACCGAGAGGCAACUGUGCGACUUGGAGCUCAUCCUGAACGGAGGUUUCUCGCCGCUAGAAGGCUUCUUGAGCGAGAAGGACUACAAUGGUGUCGUCUCGGACAACCGCCUCGCAGAUGGAGCUCUGUUCUCCAUGCCCAUCACGCUCGACGUGUCGCAACAGACGAUAGAUAACCUUGGCAUCAAGGCCGGCGCCAGAGUCGCACUGCGCGACUUCCGUGAUGACCGGAACCUGGCCAUCAUCACUGUUGAGGAUGUCUACAAGCCGAACAAGGAGAAGGAGGCCAAGGAAGUCUUCGGCGGCGACCCAGAGCACCCCGCUGUCAAGUACCUCUACGAGACUGUCCAGGAAUUCUACGUCGGCGGCAAGCUCGAUGCGAUUGACCGCUUAGAACACUACGACUACGUUGGUUUGCGAUACACUCCCGCAGAGCUCCGACUCCAUUUCGACAAGCUUGGCUGGUCCAAGGUCGUCGCUUUCCAGACCCGUAACCCCAUGCACCGCGCUCACCGUGAGCUUACCGUCCGCGCUGCCCGCGCCCGCCAGGCCAACGUCUUGAUUCACCCAGUCGUUGGUCUUACCAAGCCUGGUGACAUCGAUCACUUCACCCGCGUCCGCGUCUACCAGGCGCUCCUUCCCCGAUACCCCAACGGCAUGGCUGUCCUGGGUCUGCUGCCUCUAGCUAUGCGUAUGGGUGGUCCUCGCGAGGCCAUCUGGCACGCCAUCAUCCGCAAGAAUCACGGUGCGACCCACUUCAUUGUCGGUCGUGACCAUGCUGGCCCUGGAAAGAACUCCAAGGGCGAGGAGUUCUACGGCCCGUACGACGCACAGUACGCCGUCGAGAAGUACAAGGACGAGCUCGGGAUCGAGGUCGUGCCCUUCCAGAUGAUGACCUACCUCCCUGACUCGGACGAGUACAAGCCCAAGGACGAGGUCAAGGAGGGCAUCCGCACCCUGGAUAUCUCUGGAACUGAGCUCCGGAAGCGCCUCCGCACUGGCGCGGAGAUCCCCGAAUGGUUCUCCUACCCGGAGGUUGUCAGGGUUCUCCGCGAAUCCCACCCGCCGCGCAGCAAGCAGGGUUUCACUGUGUUCCUGACCGGUCUCACCAACUCAGGCAAAGAUGCCAUUGCCCGCGCUCUGAAUGUCACCCUCAACCAGCAGGGCGGCCGCUCCGUGUCGCUCCUCCUCGGCGAGAACGUCCGUUCGGAGCUCUCCGGCGAGCUCGGCUUCUCCCGCGAAGACCGCGACCGCAACAUCGGACGCAUUGCCUUUGUGGCCUCGGAACUGACCAAGGCGGGUGCCGCCGUCAUCGCCGCGCCCAUCGCGCCCUUCGAGGAUGCCCGCAAGCACGCCCGCGAGCUCGUGGAGAAGUACGGCUCCUUCUACCUCAUCCACGUCGCGACCCCGCUCGAGUAUGCCGAGAAGACGGACCGCCGCGGCAUCUACGCCAAGGCGCGCAACGGCGAGAUCAAGGGCUUCACCGGCGUUGAUGAUCCUUAUGAGACGCCCAAGAAGGCCGACCUCACGGUUGAUAUCUCCCAGAGCAAUGUGCGCACCGCAGUGCACCAGAUUGUCCUUCUGCUUGAGGCGGAGGGUCUGCUUGACCAGUUGUAAGCGUGUGCUGGGUUGUGAGUUAUUACUUUGAAUGAUGGCAUGACACACAAACGAACGUUGUUAUUUCUUUUCGGCUUGGGUACUGCGCAUAGACUGGGUGUGAUGUGAUGGCAUUCGACUUGGCUCUUGGCGCACAAGACACAUUUGCGGAUGGACUGGACGUCUAGAUAAGGUUCCUGCAUUAGAGGGUGCCCCGUGGGGGAUUGCCCUUCCACGCGAGCUAAUAUAAAGCGAAAUCUAUGGACGA